ACUUAGAUAAGAGAGAUUAUUUUUCUAAUAGAGAUAAAUUAUCGUAUAUCACCGUUUCAAGUUAAAUAGUGAAUAUAAUCCAAGUUUUUAAUAGAAGCGAGGUUUCGUGGAAACUUUUAUUUUCGAUUUAUAUAUAUAUAUAUAUAUAUAUAUAUAUAUAUAUAAAUCACAUCUUGUGACAUAUCCUGUCACAUGCAAAUCAGCAGACAGUCUUAGCUCGCUUAAUAGUCUCAGCGCUUCAGUAAAAAACAACGUCAAACAAUGGCAAGCACAAGAUUAACUCCUGAACUCUUGGCCACAAGUGAUGUGGCUGAUUCAAGAUUUGAUUGUGUUGUACUUGUGACAAACUGCAUAAAAAAUCUUGACGGCAAUCCUGGUUUUUCGAGUUUGAAAGAGACCUUGACCGAAUACAGCCAAGUUGGAGACCUGAAAGAAUUGACAGUUCUUCAUUGCAGUGCCUUACCAUCAAAACGUUUGAUCUGGAGUCCAACUGGUCCCAUUAAUAGAGAUUAUGAUGAUGUGAGGAGAUGGAGUGACGCAGCAGAAAAAGGCAUCAAAAAGUCUACAGCACUGAAGUGUAAAAAGCCGUUAUUGGUUCCUGUUGUAAAGGGUAGCUUUGAACAAUCUCACAGAGUUACCAUACUGGGAGCACUCCAAGGAUUGUAUGUUCCAAUUGAGAUAAGAGAGGAUGUGCCAGAGAGGGCUGUUAAAGCCGAAAAACUUGGAGUUUGGUUCUCAGAUGCUUCUGUUGCAGAUAAAGAACUGCUAGUAUGCACAGCUUUAGAAGAAGGAAGAGUGGUCACUCGAGACAUUGGUGGGUCUGACCCAGAGAGGAUGGCAGCACCAAAAGUGGCUGAAUAUGUGAAAAAAGUCUUGGGUGGUUCAAAUUCUGACAUUAAGAUAACUGUCCAGUCAAAUGUUGGUGAACUUGAGAAGAGCUAUCCACUCCUUGGAGCUGUUAACAGAGCAACUAGAAACUUGGAGCGUCAUGCAGCAAGAGUCCUCUUAUUGGAAUACACUGGCAGUGGGUCUACUGAAGAAAAUGUCUAUCUUGUUGGAAAGGGCAUCACUUAUGACACUGGUGGCCACGAUAUCAAAGCUGGUGGCCAUAUGGCUGGUAUGCACCGUGAUAAAUGUGGAGCAGCAGCAGUAGCUGGAUUCUUUAAGGUGUUAUCUAUUUUGAAACCUAAAGGCAUAAAGGUAACAGGAUCCAUGUCUAUGGUACGAAACAGUGUUGGACCAGAUGGCUAUGUUGCCGAUGAGAUCGUUACCUCUCGCUCCAAUGUCCGGGUUCGUGUUGGUAACACUGAUGCCGAAGGAAGAAUGGUGAUGGCUGAUUUGUUGUGUUACAUGAAAGAACAGGCUAAAGGUGUGAAAAAUGCUCAUAUUUUCACAAUUGCUACCCUCACAGGCCAUGCUGUACUAGCCAUGGGACCUGAUUACACUGCGGUCAUGGAUAAUGGCCCAGCCAAGAAGAAGAAGAUGUCUCAAACUCUCCAGGAUGUUGGACAUUCAAUUGGAGAUUUAUUUGAAAUUUCAAACAUUCGCCGUGAGGAUUAUAGCUUCCAUGCCGGUAAAUCUGAAUAUGAAGACGUUCUUCAGUGUAACAAUUUACCAUCUUCUCAGACACCAAGAGGUCACCAGACACCAGCUGCAUUCCUUAUUUUAGCAUCAGGAAUGGACAAACAUGGUAUUGAUUCCAACACUCCAAUUCCUUACUCUCACAUUGAUGUUGCUGGUUCCAGCGGACCAUUUCCAGGUGUCCCUACUGGAGCUCCUGUUUUGGCUCUAUCCAGUCACUACGUUCUCCCUCGUAUCUGAAAAAUCAUUCCAAAACAAAAUGAAAUACAAUAGAGAAAUAUUUGAUUUCCUUGUAUUAAUUCUAAUAAGAUUAUUUUUCUCGAUCUAUUUUUUGAUUCCUAUUUGAAAUCUUAACAGUAAUAAAGAUCACUCUUCAAAAUUU
This is a messenger RNA of Octopus sinensis (East Asian common octopus), 1963 nucleotides long. RefSeq names its product putative aminopeptidase W07G4.4. Gene Ontology annotation, biological process: proteolysis. The coding region runs from base 262 to 1821 and encodes 519 amino acids. The record is from RefSeq and is a predicted model, not a curated record. The transcript is spliced from 16 exons. NCBI's taxonomy places the organism in Eukaryota, Metazoa, Mollusca, Cephalopoda, Octopoda, Octopodidae. Gene Ontology annotation, cellular component: cytoplasm. Gene Ontology annotation, molecular function: manganese ion binding; metalloaminopeptidase activity.